This is a messenger RNA of Salvelinus namaycush (lake trout), 3012 nucleotides long. Its product is annotated as formin-2-like. The record is from RefSeq and is a predicted model, not a curated record. The transcript is spliced from 16 exons. Gene Ontology annotation, cellular component: endoplasmic reticulum membrane; actin filament; cytoplasm. Bases 1 to 3012 code for a protein of 1003 amino acids. Gene Ontology annotation, molecular function: microtubule binding. Lineage: Eukaryota; Metazoa; Chordata; Actinopteri; Salmoniformes; Salmonidae. Gene Ontology annotation, biological process: actin nucleation; intracellular transport.
AUGGAGGGGAGCAGCGACAGCCCCCUGCCCAAAACCACCAGCACCUACAGCUUCCCAGACACCAACUCCACCACCACGUCCUAUGAGAGCGCUGAGGAGACCCAGGACGACCUGGAGAACCCGGUGCUGACCUCCCAGAUAACUCAGAGCCAGCGCUUUGGUGGGGCAGGUAGCGCCAUCGAGGGGUCCAGGUGCAUCAGGUUGGGACCGGACGCAGGUUCAUCCAGAAGUGUGAGUAACAUGGAACUGACUGUGGAGAGGGAGGAGGAGGGGGACAUGGGGAGAGUCUUCCGGUCUCUGAGCAGGAGGAAGAGUAGCUAUUCUGUCUCUCUGCUGAAGAGUUACAGUUCCAAAAUAUCUCUUUCCAGAAGGACGUCCUCCACUAGCUCCACUGUCAAGCCCUGUCCUCCCAUCCACCCUACCUACAUGAAGAUCACCACCAGGCAGCUGACCUCACCCAUAGGCUCACCAAGCCAGAGCCCUCGUAGGACGGAGCCAGGCUCUGGGGCAGAAUUUGGGGGCCACAAGCCCCAGGGAUGGAGAACCCCCAGGCAUAGGUCCUGCAGUAUCGCCGGGCCUUUCAGUCAUUCUGCAGACUGGACCAAGGAUCUGGAAGGCCUCAGAUUGAGGCAUGAGGCCACCACUGACCUCCGGGAGCAUGGGGGGUCAGAGAGAGGCUUUCCAGGGGCGAGUCUGACCCUAUGCACCAGACAAUGCCUCUCAGCUGUCCAGACCACUACCACAGGACCCUAUCAAGAUGUCUUCUCUGGUCUCGCCCUGUUGGAGCGUCUAUGUCUGCAGGAGGGGGAGGGAGCGAACGAUGAGGCGGAGAGAUUGUGUUGUCGUAUGAUGGGCCUGGGGCUGCUGCAGCCCCUUAGUGACAUUUUCAGAGAGCAGCAUGAAGACAUUGUCAGUCCAGUCACAGCCACCUUUAAUGAGGACCAGCUAUAUACCUGGGCUACUUUUGGCCUGCCCUUCCACCUCUGGGUGCCCCAUGAAGGGCAUACCCCAGGCCGCAUCAAGGCCUUGUGGCCCCCUCCACAGCCAGCUCAGAAUUCAUCAAAGUCAGGGAAUCUGUCACAAGAGGAUAAUGGCAGUGAUAUUCCAGGGCUGGAGCAGAUCAUCAAUGACUUGAGGAUAAAGAUUGCAGCACUGGAAAUACAGCAUGCAUCUCUGGAGAUGGAGGUCCACUCUAAGGAGAGUGGGGAUAGGGACAAUACUGUGGCCUUAGGGGGUGUCAACCACACAUGGAAGAAGAGGAUGGAGGUGUCCGUACAGACAUCACCUGUGAAGGAGGGCUUUAGAUUUGAAGUGCCUUUCAAGGGAGGGUCAAUCCCCUCAGCCUCUGUCCCACUGAUCUCCUCCUCCUCCCUCCCCAACCCUGGCUUUGUCUGUAUCUGCCAACAGCAGCAGCAGAGUGGUACCCAGCCACCACCUCCCCCCACCCCAGAUAUACCCCCUCCUCUUCUUCCUCCUCCCCCUCAUCCUUUACCUCAGCUCUCUGGAGGGCCAACACCACCCCCUCUCUCUGGUGGGGCUGGUCCUCCUCCUCCCCUUCCUCCUCCUUUACCUGGUAUGUGCAGAACCUGUCCCCCACCUCCACCCCCUCCCCUGCAGAGCUUUGGACCUCCACCCCCUCUACCAGGUAUGGGCCCCCCUCCUCCGCCCACACCCCCCAGCAGUGGACCUCCAUCUACCCCAGGCUUUGGCCCUCCUCCCCCUCCCGGAGGUUUCAUGGCCUCCAUGGCCCAGGAGGCUGGACCCCAGAAGGCCCCCAUCGAGCCCCCCAAGCCCAUGAAGCCUCUCUACUGGACCAGGAUCCAGCUGCAUUCUAAAAAGGAUGCGAGUGGUUCUCUGGUCUGGGAGAAGAUCGAGGAGCCAUCAGUGGAUUUUGAUGAGUUUGUCGAGUUAUUCUCCAAAAGUGCUAUGAAGGAGAAGAAGAAGCCAAUAUCAGACACCAUCACCAAGUCCAAGGCCAAACCGGUACUGUACAUUGUGUCCAUUCUCAACAUGGACAACACUGUAGUGGACCUUGAGACCUUGCAAUCGCUGUAUAGCAAUAGAGCCCAGCAAGAUGAGAUGGAGAAGAUUGAGAAGCACAUCAAAUCAUCCAAAGGCAAGAAUGACGCAAAGCCAUUGGACAAGCCUGAACAGUUUCUCUUCCAGUUGUCCCAAAUCCCCAAUUUCUCAGGAAGGGUGUUUUGCAUCCUCUUUCAAUCAACCUUUGUUGAAUGUAUCUCCUCCAUCCUCCGGAAAGUAGAAAUCCUUCAGAGAGUGUGUAUGACUCUGCAGAGUGCUCAGUGUGUGUUGCAGGUGCUAGGCCUCAUCUUAGCUUUUGGGAACUUCAUGAACGGAGGGAACCGAUCGCGUGGGCAGGCUGACGGCUUCACUCUGGAAAUCCUGCCAAAACUCAAGGACGUCAAGAGCAGUGAUAACUGUCAGAGUCUUUUGUCAUACAUCGUUGCUUACAAUCUAAGGAACUUUGAUGAGGAUGCCGGUAGAGAGACCUGUGUCUACCCUCUCCCUGAACCCCAGGAUCUCUUCCAGGCCUCUCAAAUGAAGUUUGACGACUUUCAGAGAGACCUACGCAAGCUAAGGAAAGAUCUUAAUGUAUGCUCGGCCGAGACAGAGAUGGUCAACCAGGUCUCUUCUGAAGAGCACUUGCAACCCUUUAAGGAGAAGAUGGAGGAAUUUCUGAGUGAAGCAAAAACUGAUCUGGAGGCACAAGAAACACAACUAGAGAACACUCAUAAAAUUUUCUUGGAGCUGAGCGUGUUCUUUUCAGCCAAGGCUAAGGCAGGUGAGAAGGAAGUGUCUCCCAACACGCUGUUCUCAGUGUGGCAUGAGUUCUCCACUGAUGUCAAAGACCUUUGGAAGAAGGAAAACAAACUGAUGUUACAGGAACGACUGAAAAUGGCAGAGGUCUUCAAUCAAGCCAGAGAGAAGGCCUCGUACAGCAUCAAACCCAAACAGUCUUCUGGAAUAAAAGCCAAACUGGGUCAGAAGAUCUGA